This is a messenger RNA of Poecilia latipinna (sailfin molly), 1941 nucleotides long. RefSeq names its product dephospho-CoA kinase domain containing (gene dcakd). Lineage: Eukaryota; Metazoa; Chordata; Actinopteri; Cyprinodontiformes; Poeciliidae. The record is from RefSeq and is a predicted model, not a curated record. The transcript is spliced from 6 exons. The coding region runs from base 424 to 1113 and encodes 229 amino acids. Gene Ontology annotation, molecular function: dephospho-CoA kinase activity; ATP binding. Gene Ontology annotation, biological process: coenzyme A biosynthetic process.
CAGGAAGAAAGCCCGGGGUCAUAUUUAGGUUGCCCUGGAAAAACUAAUAGGUUACACUGCUAGCACUAAAUAGGGUGCAAGUUAGAAUAUAAAACCAGUGGUAUCGCGCUAUAGAUCUACCUCCAACCCGUUUGUUCGUCUUCAGCUCCGACUGCGUUAUUUUAAAAAUGACGACUGUGUCGUUUGGUCGGAUGUUUGUGGUCGUUUUAACCUGAUGAACACUGUUGCUAACGUUAGCCUGUUAGCAUUCCCGGUUGUUUUUAAUGCUGCAGCACCGUGACCCUCCCCGGAUUUCUACUGUACCUCAACUGAUUUGACGAUUCUCUAACUUUGAAAAAGCAUUCCCACAGCAUGAUGCUACCACCACCAUAUUUCACAAUUGAGAGGCUGUGUUCAGGGCAAUGUGCAACAUCUUGACUCUGGAUGUUCCUGGUGGGACUGACCGGGGGGAUCGCCUCGGGCAAAAGCGCGGUUUCCUCAAUGCUACGGGAGCUCGGCUGCCCCAUUAUAGAUGCAGACGUGGUGGCCAGGAAAGUGGUGGAGCCGCACACUCCUGCCUACUCCCGGAUCGUCUACCACUUUGGGCACGAGGUUCUGCUGGAGAACGGGCAGAUUGACCGGCAGAAGCUCGGCCAAAUCAUCUUUGCCCACGAAGAGAAGAGGAGGCUGCUAAACUCCAUCACACACCCCGAGAUUCACAAAGCAAUGCUCAAAGAGAUCAUCUUCUACUUCCUGAGAGGUUACCGAUAUGUGGUCUUGGAUGUUCCCCUCCUGUUUGAAACCAGACGCCUCACCAAGUUUUUGAACCACACCGUGGUAGUUUACUGUGACCCUGCGACCCAGCUGCAGCGCCUCAUGCAGAGGGACAACCUGACCCAGGAGCAGGCCGAGCAGCGCGUGGCAGCGCAGAUGCCGCUCAACGAGAAGCGCGGCUUGGCCAACCACGUCAUUGAAAACUCGGGCAGCCGAGAGGACACCCACAGGCAGGUCCUGCGGCUCCACACGAAGCUGGAGGACUCCAUGGACUUCCUCUUAGUGAGGGUGAUCGCCCUAGCUGCCACCGCCGGUCUGAGUGGAAUGCUGCUCUACGCCGCCAAGCUGCUGUUGUCCUAACAGAGGAAACGGAGGAGGAGGAGGAGGAUGAGAAGAACAAGUCUAAAAUGUGAAGCUGCGAUUAGAGUCGAGUGAAGGCAAGUCGAAAGUACUGAUGCGGUUUUCUGUGAAAUUAGCUUCACAGCACCUUCCACUAACAGUGCAGCAGUGUGGCGCUUUAUGUUGACAGUUAACACAGACCUAGAAAAACUCUGACAAAUGGGGCUUAGUGUAAAGAAUGCAGUUUGUUCUGGCUUUUCUCAGCAAGACUAAACAGUGAAGUUGAUGAAGUAGAAUCUCUUAAGCUUAGCAUAAAAACAAUUUUGCUAUGAAUGCAAACCAACCAAAAAGUUUACCCACUUUUUAAAACAUGUUUAAUUAUUCAAAUUGGACGGUGGAUGAUUUUAUCAUCUGACAAUAAAAGUAUCUUUUAAUAGCUGCUACCUUUUAAUCCAGAUUUUAAGUUGUCAUUAAUUUGGCACCAACUCACUUUAUAUUUUUAGCUAAAUGUUGGUGCUAGCCCCAUACCAAAAGAAUGUUUUUAAAGUGGAAAUUAUAUUAAAGAGCAAAGGAACUUCAAGGUGAUGCAUACAGAACAUGCAAUGAUUGUAUAAUGAUGGUAUAUUUGACAGAAUGUAAUUGACAAUCGGUUUUUUUCCUCACUGGGAACAGUAGGAAUUAGCAGAUUUCACAUUUAUCACUGUAUUUUCUUACACUUCAUAUGUUCUCUGUUGAAGUAAAAAUCUGUAAUUUUAUUUUGUUUUUGCACACUUGUAACUAAAAUGUUUGUAACCUAAUAUGUGUAACUUACAUAUAACAGACCACACCACUGUAAAAGUGUCUCAGUGC